Messenger RNA from Effrenium voratum, 1187 nucleotides. The record is from the annotation of a GenBank genome assembly. NCBI's taxonomy places the organism in Eukaryota, Dinophyceae, Suessiales, Symbiodiniaceae.
UCAAGUCUCCUCAAGCAGCCGGACGUGCGUUGUGUCCAAGCGGCCGUUAGUGGCGCGGACCGCGAGAGCCAUGCUUUGCAGCGGCGGGGCCGACGCCUGCAGACACUGACGCGAUGCGAUCCAGCAGCAGCCCUGCCCUGAACCGCUUCAGCUGCUAUGCGUCCGGCCGCCCGAACUCCGGCCGAGAAGCUAGGUUGGAGCCAAGGGCGAUCUGGGCCGAGCCUGGCGCUCCUGUCCAGAAGGAGUGCCAGCGGCUGCGCGCUGAGAUCCGAGAACGUCAGCGCGAGGAUUUGAGGAAGCUACGGCACCGACCAAGUCUUUUUUGUCUUUUGGUUGCAAGCGAGGACUUCAAGCCACUGGAGCAUUGCGAAGGGGUCUUUUUCAAGGAGGGCCGCUUAGCCCGGCGCGUGGAGCAGCUGGAGGGCACCCUGCUGGCUCGCACACAGCGGCUGGACUCAUUGCUGAACGAUCUGCGCGAGUUGCCCUCGGCUGCCCGGGCCGAGACGCCAAUGCAUGGUCAAUCGGCGGUGGCCAACGAUGCCUCGCGUUUCCAGGAUGGGACAGAAGUUCAAGCCUGGCGCCUCCAAGAAAUUCAUUUGGUACGCGACGUCCAGGUCCACGGCGCACAAAGCCAUCGCGAAGAGUUUGCGGCUUUGCGCGAGGGCGAGCAAGCCCAGAGGGCUGUGAAGCGGCGCGGCCGGCCACCCGAACCUUUCGAGGCGUGCAGCCUCAGCUUGCUGAAGGUGGCCGCCUUUCCCUCAACGCCUUCCAUGCCUUUCCUCAGCGCCGCAGAGGGGCUGGCAGGUGCCCAGCUUUUGGAGGAGCUUCAAGCGCUUCAGGCGAGAUGCCAGCAGCUGGAGGAGAACAGCCAGAUGGCAGCGCGCGGCGCUGAAGAGGCGCGGCGUGCGGCUGCGCUCAGCGCUGAGCGCGCGGAGGUGGCAGAGAGACGUGCUUGGGCCACUGCCGAGGCUGCCAACGAGCUUGCGCUCAUGGCGGACCUGCGGCAUGUAGAGGUCUUAGAGAUCCAGCUCAAGCUUCGAGAGGAGCUGAGCGCCGCGACCACCCGCUGCGAGGUACUGGAGUCUGUGGCUCAGAACCUGGCAAGUGAGGCCAUCCAAAUCCGGAAAUGAGAGGCGGGGCACCAAGUUAAGCAGGUGCUUCCAGGGUCCUCGAAAAACGAUCUCUCU